CAUACCCACAUUACACAAAUGGCAUUACCGUAAUUCCACCUUGCUUCACUUUUACCUUAUUCCUCCUUCCCAAAGUCACAUUUCAUUCAUCUUUAACGUCAAAAACAAGCAACUCCUCUCACUGCAACUUUUACCCUUUUUACGAUUCCACCCUCAACCACUGCUCUCUCACUGCAAAACCAUUUUCAAAUAAAGGGUACUUUUGUGAUUUCGAUGUUAUAAAGAGAGAGAGAAGAAGCAGAAGAGAGAAGGUAUAAGCAGCCGUUUUUUCUGUUGGUAUAUGAAGGUGGUGAACAAAGAAGAACAAGAAUGGUGUCCGACCAGGAUAUAGCUAAAGGGGUCGAGUCUCUACUGCGUCACUCUGACCCCAACUCCAUAACCACUGUAAACGCCGUCGUACAGCAGCUCGAGGCUAAGCUAGGGUUAGACCUCUCUCACAAGGCCGCUUUCAUCCGCGACCAGAUCGACCUUCUUCUCCGCUCUCACCCACCGCGUGCAUUUCUUCCUCACCCUCCUCCUCCUCUGCACAAAGACUACUUCGCCCCUCUCCCCCAACACCACUUCCCAACCACUCACUUUCCUUCCCAUUUUGCCCUCCAUGACGAGAUCAACUUCCAGCACCCCAACCCUCCUCCGCCCUCCAAAGUUGAUUCCUUUCCUGAAAAUGCUGCCACUGUUGCCUCACCUCAAGCGCCCAAAGUAAGUGUUCAAACUGGAGGCAAAAGAAGAGGUGGUGCUGGUGGUCUAAACAAAGUUUGUGGUGUUUCUCCUGAGCUUCAGGCAGUUGUUGGUGAGCCUGCAUUGCCAAGAACUGAGAUUGUGAGGCAGCUUUGGGCAUAUAUAAAGAAAAACAACCUCCAGGAUCCUGGUAACAAAAGGAAGAUAAUAUGUGAUGAUGCACUGCGUUUGGUAUUUGAGACAGACUGCACUGACAUGUUCAAGAUGAAUCAGUUGCUAGCUAAACACAUUAUCCCACUUGGUCCCUCAAAGCAGUCACAAGCUAAGCGAGUGAAGGUGGACGUUGAAACUAAAAUUGAAUGUGCUGAACCUGCUUCAUCCACCGUCGUGAUAUCUGAAGCACUUGCCAAAUUUUUGGGUACUGAAGGAAAAGAGAUGCAACAAUCUGAAGCCAUAAGACGUGUUUGGGAGUACAUCAAGCAUCACCAUUUGGAGGACCCUUUAAACGCAAUGGUGAUAUUAUGUGAUGCAAAGCUUCAAGAGCUACUUGGGUGUGAAAGCAUUUCUGCUCUAGGAAUACCAGAGAUGUUAGCGCGCCAUCAUCUAUUUAAACAGCCAGACACCCACCGCAUGAACCGCAGAGAGGCGUAGUUGUAUGUUUCUGGCUGUUGCUAGAUCAUACAGGAACAUUUUACUUAUUCCUGUAACUUCCUUAAUCUGUUUCUUCAUUGACAUAUGUAAACUGAAUGUUGUCUGACAGUUAGUAGGUUCGUUGUUUAGAAUGACAAUGGAUACAUUGAGCUAGGCAAGAAGUAUAUUAUUGUAUUUAAGA
Messenger RNA from Vigna umbellata (rice bean), 1510 nucleotides. RefSeq names its product SWIB complex BAF60b domain-containing protein. The record is from RefSeq and is a predicted model, not a curated record. NCBI's taxonomy places the organism in Eukaryota, Viridiplantae, Streptophyta, Magnoliopsida, Fabales, Fabaceae.